UGUACAAACUGUGGUGCCACUUCAACGCCCCUGUGGCGCCGAUCUCCCGAAGACGAGCUGUUGUGCAAUGCAUGUGGUUUAUAUCAAAAGCUGCAUAAUGCUCCACGACCGAAAACCCUUCGACCAAACAGUGCACGCAAAGAAAUUCGUGAAGAGACUGCCGUUCGUUUAGUAUGUUCAAAUUGUUCAACAACAACUACACCGUUAUGGCGUCGUGAUGGAGAAGGUGCUCCACUCUGUAAUGCAUGUGGUCUAUAUCUAAAACUGCAUCAUGAGAAACGUCCCCUUUCGAUGAAAAGCGACACCAUCAAGAAACGACAGCGA
This is a messenger RNA of Zychaea mexicana, 324 nucleotides long. Its product is annotated as GATA-4 zinc-finger transcription factor. The record is from RefSeq and is a predicted model, not a curated record. The annotation marks the transcript as partial. Gene Ontology annotation, molecular function: RNA polymerase II cis-regulatory region sequence-specific DNA binding; zinc ion binding; DNA-binding transcription factor activity, RNA polymerase II-specific. Gene Ontology annotation, biological process: negative regulation of transcription by RNA polymerase II; positive regulation of transcription by RNA polymerase II. The transcript has 3 exons. NCBI's taxonomy places the organism in Eukaryota, Fungi, Mucoromycota, Mucoromycetes, Mucorales, Lichtheimiaceae.